AUGUUUUGUCAGAAAUGUCGCCAGCCUCUCAAGCUGGACGGCUCCCUUCAGGACCUGAAUCCAGCUGCAUAUGAUCUGUUGGUUUCUUCAGCAGCGCCACAGCCCCCCAAGCAAACAGUCGUCCAAUUUCCAGCAAAGUCACAAAUAAAAGAGCGAGAUGCAGCUCGAAAAUCGCUCUACGAGACGGCGUCGCAAAGCGCAAGCAGCCAGCCGACCUUCAAACGCCAUCAUGGCAGUAACCCACGAGACCAAACCAUGUCGUUUAUAUACCUAUCAGAAUCACAGCUCGGCCAUCAGUAUGACCGCACACAAUCUCCGAAGCAGCAGCAGCAGCUCUCGCCCCGCGCGGCAGCUCAGUCGCCGGCCAAGAUGCAGCGAUCACCUUCCAACCAAACCGACGUCAUGAGCUCGACGCGCGAAGACGAAAUGGGCCGCGUGAACCGCCUAUUCGAAAUUCUCACAGCACGCUCCGAUAUCGACUACCCGAUCUGCGUCGAGUGCACCGACAUGCUCGUCGACGGCCUGCAGCGAAAGCUCGACACGGCCACCCGCACGCGCGAUGCCUACAUUUCGCACCUCAAGGAGAUCCGCGCUACGCAGCCCAGCGAGGCCGACAAGAAGGCCGCCAGGGAGCGGCAGCGCAAAGCCGAAACCGAAAAGGCGGCCGCCAUGGAGGAGCUCAAGCGCCUCGAAGCCGAAAAGGACGCGCUCGACGAGGAGAUUCUCGCGCUCGAGGACGAGUCGCGGCAGCUCGACAAGGAAGAGGCUGCGUUCUGGGGCGAGCGCAAUGCCUUUGCGGCUACGCUGGCCGACUUCCAGGCCGAGCGAGACAGCGUCAGCACAAAAUACAACAACGACUCGCAGCUGCUGCAGAAGCUCCAGCGAUCCAACGUCUACAACGACACCUUUUGCAUCAGCCACGACGGCAGCUUUGCCACCAUUAACGGCCUGCGCCUCGGCCGCCUCUCCAGCAAGCCCGUCGACUGGCCGGAGAUCAACGCCGCCUGGGGCCACGCGCUGCUGCUCCUCGUCACCGUCGCCGACAAGCUCGAGUUCCGCUUCCAGGGCUACGAGCCGCAGCCCAUGGGCAGCACGUCCAAGAUUGUCCGCUUCGAUGCGGCCAGCCCCGCGGCCAGCCGCGUCGGCCACCACGACAGCGCGUCCCGUCCGCCCGCCGCGCCCAAGAAGAACGUCCUCGAGCUCUACAGCUCCGGCGGCGACCUGCCCCUCGGCCUGCGGCUGCUCCACCGCGGCUUCGACCACGCCAUGGUCGCCUUCCUCGAGCUCGUCCGCCAGCUCGGCGAUCACAUCCACCGCAAGACGGAGCCCACGGGCCGCCCGCUCAGCCUGCCGUACCGCAUCGACGGCGACAAGAUUGGCGACGUCAGCAUCCGCCUCGGCAUCGCCCAGGAUGACGGCUGGACAAAGGCCUGCAAGCUGACGCUGACGUGCUGCAAGUUUCUCCUCGCACAUGCUAGCAACGUCAGCACAACCACGCGAGAUCCAGAAUCGUGA
Akanthomyces muscarius is the source of this 1515-nucleotide messenger RNA. RefSeq lists its product as uncharacterized. The transcript is spliced from 2 exons. The record is from RefSeq and is a predicted model, not a curated record. Gene Ontology annotation, cellular component: phosphatidylinositol 3-kinase complex, class III, type II; phagophore assembly site; phosphatidylinositol 3-kinase complex, class III, type I. Bases 1 to 1515 code for a protein of 504 amino acids. NCBI's taxonomy places the organism in Eukaryota, Fungi, Ascomycota, Sordariomycetes, Hypocreales, Cordycipitaceae. Gene Ontology annotation, biological process: late endosome to vacuole transport; autophagy; autophagosome assembly.